Leptinotarsa decemlineata (Colorado potato beetle) is the source of this 209-nucleotide messenger RNA. Its product is annotated as NACHT and WD repeat domain-containing protein 2. Gene Ontology annotation, molecular function: protein binding; ATP binding. The record is from RefSeq and is a predicted model, not a curated record. NCBI's taxonomy places the organism in Eukaryota, Metazoa, Arthropoda, Insecta, Coleoptera, Chrysomelidae.
AUUCUAUGUCUCUCAGUUCUCCGCCAGGAAAUCAAAGUCCAAAAGACUUCGACAAGUUAUACGAGGGUAAUAUUCCAAGCGAAGUAGCAGAUCUUCCAGAAAAUCUACAGAAUCUCAUUAUGGGGAAAGUGACUCUGGCAAAAACAACGCUGCGGAGUAGGAAAAUUGUCAUAUACAUUUGUGCGGCAGAUUCUCAAGGUAACUCAUAG